AUGGCCGCCAUCAUUGACGAGUAUCUCGACACCACCAUGGAGCAGGAAGAUGUGUUUCCAUGUAAAGGUUGCGGAGAGAUUCUCGAGGAAGGCAAAGCAUACGAGCUUGCCGGUAACCGAUGGCAUCUCGACUGUUUCCGCUGUAACACCUGCCACACGCUCCUCGACUCCGACGCAAACUUGCUCCUCCUCGGCGAUGGCUCGCUCAUUUGCAGCAACUGCACAUACAGUUGCAGCGCCUGUGGCAACAAGAUUGAGGAUCUGGCCAUUCUCACUGGUGACCAGGCUUUCUGUUCCACUUGCUUCCGCUGCCGCAACUGCAAACGCAAGAUUGAAAAUCUGAGAUACGCAAGGACAUCGCUGGGAAUCUUUUGCAUGGGCUGCCACGAAACUAUCAUUGCUAAGAAGCGGAAGAAAUCGAAGGCUGCGGCAUCCGCCAAGAGCAGGGAGAAGGAAUCUCCCAUGAUCACCGAGAAGUCGCUCCCAGCGCUUCCCCCCAACGAGAUCCCCAAAGGCGCUUUCUCCAAUGACAAGGUCGAUCCUGAUUCCGAUACACCAACGGAAAUUUCGCCUAGACCGCGCCAAGGCCAUCGAUCUACUACGUCCGCUUCCCGAGAUAGCUCCCGGCCCGCCAGAUCUCCCGAGCGUUCGGGGAAGACAGAUGGUUUGGGCCUUUCUGGGAAUACCUAUCGAAGCAACAGGAGCUCUACGUUGACGGGCAGCGAUUCAACGGAGAAAGAUGAUGGGUUCUUCAUCCCCGUGGCUCUAGAUCCUAGUCCGGCACCAACUCCAAAUUCGAUCAAUAACGAUAGUACAAAGAGGAAGGAUUAUUUUAAUCUCCCCAAGUCGUCCUUUGCAGACAAGCGGAAUGACUCCCCAUCCUCGACACCCCACAUCGCCUUUCAGAACAAGGGCAGACAGCAGUCUACAGAUCGUGACUUGACAUCAGCUCAAACCCCGACAUCGAAGCUUUCCCAACCCUCGACGUCGAGGUCAGACCAACAAUCGUCUCCUCCGAGUGAAGAUAGACAGCAGAGAGCCGCCCUACGAAAUCAAACCAACUCUGAUGAUAGCAAAGGCCAGACGCCCAAAGGCAGGAAAGCGGCUACUUCUUCCAGCAGCAGUUCUUCAUCAAUUCAUGACGGUGGCGUGGAUGUGAAAGCCAAUCACUCUACCUCACAAUCGGAAGUACGCAAGAAUGGGGAAGCCGGCUUUCCGCCUUCACGAUUCUCCCAAGAUACGAGAAAGCCAGAGGCGGACGACAGGAGAGGGUCAGGAGACUCGAACCCGAAAUCCGGCAGUCGGCCUGAUACUGGGAAACCAGUCACUCGUAAAGAUAGCUCCCCUCCCUCGGCUAGGAAUACUGCACCAACUACAAAGGCUGGCCCGCAACGUAGAGAGUCAGGAAAUGAGGAUGUCCCUCCUCCAAGAGUCCCCCCUCCACGGCUUAAAGCUGCCGACCAAAGCAGUUCCCGAACCGACUAUGCCAGCCCACGGGGUCCACCGCCUUCGUUGGCUGGGAAGCCUGGUGCAGGCUCGAAAGAUGAACAGGGAUCGCCUAAACCGUCUCCAAAGCUUCCUAGAUGGAGUAACGGCGGCGAUUUCACGAUGGACGAGGAUAUGGCCAGAAUACUCGGAACCGAUGAACCUUCCUCCAACAUUCUGCGUCGGGCGUCCAAUGUCGCCAGACACGGCCGUACCAACAGUAUUGACUCGAACCAAACACCAACUCGAGGAACUCACACUCGGAGCAUCAGCGAAACAACCCGGGGUACCGCCUCGCCCCAAUGGCCCAAAGCUCCUCUUCAUGAGGAACGAGGCUGGGCAUCACCCGAUUUGAUGAGCCCGGUGUCGGUCUCGUCGCCCGAUGAUACCACCAUUUUGAGACGUCAAUUGCGGACAUCCGAGCAACGCGUGGCCGAACUUGAGAAGCAGUUCAACACAGAAAAGGAUCUUCAAAAUCUUGACAGGAAAUUACUUGAGAAGAGGAAGACAGUUUCCGUUCUAGACACUCAAACUGAGAUCAUGAUUCGACAGCUCGAGGUGCUCGCCGGCUACGUUGAACGGGCAAAGGAUUCCAAAAAACCGAUCGAUCCUCGUGAAUUAGAAGAUUCAGCUAUCAAGGACUUUGUCCAGAAGCUUGAGGAAGUCAAGAUGGUCCUGGCAGAAAGCAUCGAGCAACUCCACGAGGAGCGAGAUCGUUUGGUGGAAGAAAGAGAUCAAGCGUCAGCUGACAGGGACCAUGCUCUCAUGGAAUUUGAACAGCUUUCUUCGAAGAACGCCCAGUUGGCUGAGAUGAACAAUGAUAUGACGCACCAGCUGCAAGAAAAGUUCAGAAGCCAGGUGGCUGAUGGCAAGUCAAGCAAUGGCCUGGGCAUCUACGGCGAGAACAAGGCAGCAACCGCAUCCUCGAUCAAUCUUGACAAUGCCAGCAUGACGACUGGACACACUCUGGUUGGUGAUGACGAUCAGAUUGUGGAGAACGGCCCUAUAGCGGUACCAAUCCGUAAGGGCCAGGUUAAGAAGUUCAACUGGAAGAAAGGCUCCAAGGGAUUGGCCCAGAACGUCGCCAAGGGUGUUAGAGGUGCUGUGGUUGCAUUCCAAAACGACCGCGGUGAGCGUAUUCAACAAGUUGGGCCCGGGGCCAUGGGUCCAGGGGACAUUGGUAUUCCCUACAACAAUACUAUGGUUCCUCCAGAGCCAUCAACUACGCCUGCGCCAAUGAUGCCGCAGCAAGGCAGGCAACCGAAGCAUCCCCAACAAGGAUUCGGUUUCUUCAGCAAGAAGGCAUCCGCUGUUCCAAAGUCAGCCUCUGCCAACAGCGUGCCAGCGGCCGUUACCCCCGAGGCUCCUUCGACGCUUUUUGGUUCCGAUUUGUCUGAGCGAGCUGAUUGGGAGCGUCGUCAGAUACCCAGCGUGGUGACUCGCUGCAUCGAAGAGGUUGAGCUCAGGGGUGUGGACCAAGAGGGCAUCUAUCGAAAGACGGGAGGCAACUCCCAAGUCAACAUGAUCAAGGAUGGGUUCGAGAGGAGCGAGAACUUUGAUAUUUCAGAUCCAGAUUGGGAUAUCACAGCCGUCACCAGUGUUUUGAAACAAUACUUCAGGAAGUUGCCAAUCCCGCUUCUCACUUUUGAAGUAUAUGACAGAAUUCUGGAAUCAACUUCAAUUGUUGACCCAUCAGAGCGUUGCGAACACUUGCGCCGGACUAUUGCUUCCAUGCCUGAAAAGCACCGUGACUGUCUUGAGUUCCUCAUGUUCCAUCUUGAUCGUGUUGCUCAACGCCAGUCUGAAAACUUGAUGACUCCCAAGAACUUGGCUGUUGUCUUUGCUCCCACCAUCAUGUUCGAUCGCAGUAUCGAGAGAGAGAUGACAGACAUGCACUCCAAGAACCUCGCAGUGCAGUUCAUCAUUGAGAAUAGCCGCAACAUCUUUGUUGAUUAG
Clonostachys rhizophaga is the source of this 3441-nucleotide messenger RNA. Lineage: Eukaryota; Fungi; Ascomycota; Sordariomycetes; Hypocreales; Bionectriaceae. The record is from the annotation of a GenBank genome assembly.